GUGCUCGUUCUGGAUACACACGCAAGCAACGACAGGACGAAGAUAACUCCUAGGAAUUAAAAAUAGGAUAUUAAGCAUCUUCGGCAAGAGUCGCUGUAACGGAUACAGGCAUUAAUAUUACACAUAGAGGCGCACAUUUACACUGGCACAGAGUUUUGCCCAUGCCAACAGGAUUAAAGAUCUCAGCAGUGCAAUUUCUCUGCGGCAGGUCACUGUACUGGAUUUUAGUUGGUGCACUUCCGAGGAAUAUUAUAAGGGAACGCUGACAGGUGAAGUGCGCAAUCGUUGGUGACGGAACCCAAACGUAAAUCCUCUUGAGGUGAGUUGAGGUGGCAUGACACCGUCCCGCUUAGUUUAAUAGACUGUACCAGCCUCGAUUCGUGAAAAGUGAUAUUGCCCGUUUGUAGCAUAACUUGUGGAACUCCCGUUUUCACAUGGGUGAAGCAGGCUCUCGCUUCCCUUUUGAAUGGACCCGAGCUCGCUGUCAAGAUAACGACGUGUCUGAACCAGAGCGAGAAAAACGAUGGGCCGAACUGUUCGAUCAACUGGAUUUAAAUAAAGAUGGUAGAAUAGACAUAAACGAACUUCGUGCUGGACUGGAUGCUUGGGGUGUCGUUCAAAGUGACGUAGAGGAGAUAGUGCGUGUGAGUGAUACCAAUCGAGAUGGACAGCUGGACUUUGAGGAAUUCAGCCGGUAUCUGCGCAACCAUGAGAAGGAGCUGAGGCACAUGUUCUGCAGCUUGGACCGUAACAACGAUGGUCACAUAGAUGUGGGGGAAAUCCAGCAGUCCUUGUACACCUUAGGUGUGAAGGUAUCUUUUGAGGAGGCCUGUAGGAUACUGCAAAGGUUAGUCAUCAGAGAGAGGAGGCACAUUAUUCACCCUUUAUUUGCUCUGCUAUUAUCCAGUAUAGACAGGGAUGGCACCAUGACAAUUGACUGGAAUGAAUGGCGAGACCAUUUCCUGUUUAACCCUUUCCACAAAAUGGAGGACAUCGCCCACUACUGGAAGCACUCAUUGAUGCUUGAUAUUGGAGAACAGCUGACUGUGCCGGAUGAGUUUUCUGAGUGGGAGCGGAGGACAGGGUUGGUCUGGAGGCAGCUGGUUGCUGGAGCAAUAGCGGGAGUUGUGUCCAGAACAGGAACUGCCCCGCUAGAUAGACUCAAGGUUUUUCUUCAGGUUCAUGGCUCGGGUGGUUUUAGCUUAUGGACUGGACUGCGUGGAAUGGUGCGGGAAGGCGGCGUCAGGUCCUUAUGGAGAGGCAAUGGCAUAAAUGUAUUAAAAAUCGCUCCCGAGUCUGCCAUAAAGUUCAUGGCCUAUGAACAGAUAAAGUGGGUGAUUCGAGGCUGUAAAGAAGGGGGCACACUGAGGGUGCAGGAGAGGUUUGUUGCUGGCUCACUGGCUGGAGCCACUGCUCAAACCAUCAUCUACCCCAUGGAGGUGCUGAAGACGCGUCUUACUCUACGCAAGACAGGGCAGUACUCAGGGACAAUAGACUGCGCCAGGCAGAUGCUGCGUAAAGAAGGGGUUCUGGCCUUCUAUAGAGGCUAUGUGCCCAACACACUGGGCAUCAUUCCUUAUGCUGGCAUCGAUCUAGCUGUCUAUGAGACUCUGAAGAAUGCAUGGUUGCAGCAGUACUGUACAGGUUCAGCUGACCCUGGGGUUUUGGUGCUGCUCGCCUGUGGCACUGUGUCAAGCACCUGUGGUCAGCUAGCCAGUUAUCCACUGUCCCUCAUCCGCACUCGUAUGCAAGCCCAGGCCUCCAUAGAGGGUGCUCCACAGCUGUCCAUGUUGGGUCAGUUCAAGUAUAUAGUCUCCCAUGAGGGUGUACCAGGUCUCUACCGUGGCAUUGCCCCCAACUUCCUUAAGGUCAUUCCUGCUGUCAGCAUCUCCUAUGUAGUCUAUGAAAAUAUGAAGAAAGCUCUGGGAGUGGGCUAACAGACACAGCAGCCAGGAACUGUGAGAAGAAGGAAGAAAUGGGGCAGACCUUAGAAACCUACUUCUCAUAUAAAGAAUAAGCCAAGUAGGUUUGGUAAAGCCUUUGGAACAAACAAAGAGGAUCCCUGAGCAAUGUAGUUAUCGAAAAGUACUCAAAGAAUGGAAAGCAAAUCCACAUUGCAUACUGUGCUUUUCUGGUUUUAUAUUACAGUGGAAUAGAUGGAGUCAGUUUGGUUUUAAUGGAAGUGUGGAAGUAUUUAUUAAGAGAAAAUUCCUUUGAUAUUGGCAGCUACAUUAAAAAAAAAAUUUCCCAAUUACCUGCAAUAUCUGUUUAUUAAAACAGUUUUCUCUAACUGUAUGUGCAUUUCCCCUAUGUUGUACAUGUACAUGUAACCGUGUAUUUCUUGUGUGAUUAUUCUAUCAUACAUCACCCUUACAGAGAUUUUUUUUUCAUUGGGGGGGGGUGCCCAAAGCCUGCUGAAACCUUAUAUAAAAUGAAACAAACACCCACUGUCCAAACAUUUCUGCUGAAUGAGACUUAAACUCUUAUGUGAAGAUUGAAGUUCCUGAUUUGUGUUUGUUAUGUGAAUGUACAAAUUGUAACUUGUUUCUGCAAAGUAUUUUUCUAUGCUUAAUAUGUGUUUUAAAGAUAUCUAAAGGAGCCUACAGGAAAAACAAAUUCUCUGGGUCAAACAAAUAAUUGGUUUGCAAUUUCAACAAAAAAGUUAACUUUAGUGACCUUAAACAUUUUUACCUCCCUGUUUUGUUUGUCUUAAGUUUCAUCUUGUGGUUCUCAGUUCUUUUGGAGGUACAUUGUUUAGCUUUAAAAUGAUAUGGCAUUGAGCAGUUAGCUAAUGCUGUUAGGAUUGUUUACUAGAGAGUAAAUACAUUUGCAUACAUUUAUGCUGAUUGUGGUUAAUGCUGAAAAUGUUGCACAAACUUAUGUCUGUUCUAAUAGUAACUCAAAGGUUACAAACCAUUUGAAUACACUCAACUAAUGUAAUUUUAAAUGAUCAGAGACUUGCUUCUUUAAUAUCGUAUUAAACUUGUCCUUGCCUGACAAUUAUGUUUUUAUGGAAAUUUGAAUAAGUCUUCUGCACUUUUGCAAACAGACUAUACAUUUCGUGUUCUCAAUCUGCUAUUCAUAUGUGGCAUGCUGUGUGAGAAUAGAAAUGAAUAGCCCUUUAUGGAGGGUUGUAUGAGAUUAAUGAAUGUUAUCAUUCUGUGUGCUGUGUGCACAUUAAUCUCUGUGAAAAUGAGUUAAAAGUGCUAAUGUGACAUCAGUAAGGUUCCAUAAUACCUAGUGGCCUUGUGAAAGAAGGACUAUACCACAACGAAUGGGUUUCAUACAUUGGCCUAAUACAGUAUGUAAAAUGUAUCAUUAAAAAUGUCUCAUUAAAAAAGUAUCAAAGCAAAUAUUUGGAGGUUACAAAUAUUCCCUCAGUUAAAGUUAGCAAAAACUUAGAAAAUUCAAUUACAGCAGCUAUAAAAUUUUAGAUCAGCAAUGGAAGCAUGUGAUUGUCUACAUGCCUUGGAACUAUGAAUAUUCAUCUGUUUGCUUUAUAUUUCUGUAUCAAACCAUAAAUGUAGGCAAAAGAGGAACAGACCUGAGAGAAGAUAAAAUUGUGGAAGAUAUGAUAGAACGUAGAGUAAAUUUCAUGUAGAGUAGUAGUAAACCCAUAAUGAUGUGUAAA
Electrophorus electricus (electric eel) is the source of this 3631-nucleotide messenger RNA. NCBI's taxonomy places the organism in Eukaryota, Metazoa, Chordata, Actinopteri, Gymnotiformes, Gymnotidae. The record is from RefSeq and is a predicted model, not a curated record.